Molecule: messenger RNA, 663 nt
Organism: Dichomitus squalens LYAD-421 SS1
Lineage: Eukaryota; Fungi; Basidiomycota; Agaricomycetes; Polyporales; Polyporaceae
Exons: 2
Coding region: 1-489 (162 amino acids)
Source: RefSeq, a predicted model, not a curated record
AUGCUCUUCGCCACUCUGACCACCCUUGCUCUCGCCCUUGUCGGCGCCGCCAAUGCUAAACCCACCAUCGCCAAACAUGCCGGGCUUGGCUCCCCCAAGGCCAGCGGUGUCAGCGUCGCCGGCACCUUCCCGGUCUCCGACCUCGACGCUGCCCAAGCGAGAGUCAAGGCGGACACCACCCUCAACACGAACGGCGGUCUCCGCAUCGACGUCACCGCCGCGGACUUCCCCGCGGACCUCCUCCUCUGCGAGUCCGCCAACUGCGCGAACUGCGUCGAGUUCGACCUGAGCGUGCUCCCGCACGAGACGUGCCUCACCGCCAACUUCGACUUCGUCUCCGUCGUGAUCUCCCAGCCGAGCAACUCCGGCUUGGACUUCGGCGUGUUCGUCGGCCCGCCCGGUUGCGCCUCGUUCGGACAAAUCCCCGUCGUGAACGAGUGCUUCAACGUCAACGGCGGGCCGUUCACCGAGCUCGUCCUCAGCCCCUGAGCGCACUUCUAGCCGAACAGUUCCAUAGGACUCGCACAAACGUGCUGGAAAUCUCUGUCUAUGAAAGGGACAAGUUAUGCAAGGGAUCCGACAGUGGCUUUGUUUCCGUAGCAUUUGCUCAAUGACUCGUGAUUCGCUCUAGAGUCGUACUUUGUGAUCGCUAUUGGCUUCUCU